Messenger RNA from Pygoscelis adeliae (Adelie penguin), 1171 nucleotides. Its product is annotated as heme-binding protein 1-like. Bases 1 to 564 code for a protein of 187 amino acids. The transcript is spliced from 4 exons. The record is from RefSeq and is a predicted model, not a curated record. NCBI's taxonomy places the organism in Eukaryota, Metazoa, Chordata, Aves, Sphenisciformes, Spheniscidae.
AUGACCCGGCACAGCCAGGCUCGUGAGCCCGUGCCGUACGUUACCCUCUCGCAGCAUGAGAAGUGCGAGGAAGCAGCCUACGAGGAGCGGUGGUACCCAGCUGGGAAGUGGGCGUGUGUCACCAAGGGGGAGCCCAUGUAUGAGCAGAGCAUCUCCAUGAGCUUCAUGAAGCUCAUGCGCUACAUCUGCAAGGACAACUCUGUAGGUUGCUAUCUGGGCAUGACAGUCCCAGUGCUCAAUGAAAUCCACCUGACCAAGGAGGGGACCGAGCUGGAACGUGAGGUCAUAACUGCCUAUUAUCUCCCGGGAGAGUUCCAGCAAAACCCCCCUGUUCCCAUGGACCCUGAAAUCCACAUCACUGAGAGGGCACCGCUCCGGGUUAUAACCAGGGUUUUCUAUGGGAUGACCACUGAGGAGACGAUUCUACGAGAGAUCAGUCUCUUCUGGGAGCUCUUGGGCUCCACAGACACUGUGCUCCGGGAAGCCUACAUCGUGGCUGCUUAUGAAAAUCCCAGCAUCCCUCAGCGUCGCAAUGAGAUCUGGUUCAUCUGCCGAGCAGAGUGAGUCCCCUCUGUGACGGCAAACCGUCCUGCGACUGGACCUGGUGUAGAUGGCAGUUCUGACCCAAAGGAGACGAAUGCACAUCCUGACCCACCAUUCACCCACAAAAUGACAGACCAGGAGACUGCGGGGUGGGUUUGCACUCUGCCCCGCAAGGGCCCAGCCAGGGGGAAACCUGCCUGGUCUGCACUUCACCUGCCCCCGCAGGGGCCAGCUGAGGCUGGAGCUGGCACUGGGGAGAGCCUCUGCAGCAGGCUUCUGGUGGGAAGCACGUCGUGGGGGCUCGUACGUAAGGCAGUAACUGUGUGGGCUUGUGCAAUGUGCUAGCCUGACCUGGGCUCCUCUCAGCUCUGAGCUGGGUUUGCAGAGCUGUGCCAGGCAUGCUAGUGGGGCUUGUGGUUGGCAGAGUCACAAGCUGAUGGUGUCUAGAAGGCAAAUGACUGUGUAUGAGGUGUGGGGCUCUGCCUGGGCUCUGGCCUGCUUCCUGUGGGAAUGGCUGCCUGUCCCGAACAGAGCCACUGAAAUGCUGCUACAGGGACAGUGGGGUUCAAGGGGGAAAAGGGCUCGCCACAAGUGAGAUGUGGAUCCUGAACGUUUCCUGCUGGGGUGC